CGGGUAGUGUGGAGAGUAGAGUAUGCUGUGUGUGUGUUUAUGUGUGUAUGUGUGUGUGCGUGUGUGUUAUAAAGGAGUCAGAACGAACCAAUACGCAGCUGCUGAUUGGCUGGAGGGCGGUGAUUCCUCCUGUCACGAUUUUGGUCGUUCGCAGGCUAGUGCACACCGUUCAGCGGUAGAGUCGUGCAGUACACCGUCCCCCAGGGUGACGCAUGAAAGGCUCUACCAGUGGUGGGACCGAGGAUCUGGAUAGCCGCUUUCGUUGGUGAGAGAGUGGGUACAGCAGAACAGCGCAGUGUGCUGGAGCGACCAGCCGCCUUUCAUCUGUAGGGUUGCAGUAGAACUCGUUCAUCAUGCCGGUGUUUCACACCAAGACGAUCGAGAGUAUUCUCGAGCCGGUGGCGCAGCAGAUCUCCCACCUGGUCAUCAUGCACGAGGAGGGAGAGGUGGACGGUAAAGCCAUCCCGGAUUUAACGACCCCGGUGGCGGUGGUGCAGGCGGCAGUUAGCAACCUUGUGCGGGUGGGGAAGGAGACUGUUCAGACCACAGAGGACCAGGUGAUGAAGAGGGACAUGCCUUCUGCGUUCAUCAAGGUGGAGAACGCGUGUUCGAAGCUGGUCCAGGCAGCCCAGAUGUUGAAGGCAGACCCGUACUCUGUUCCGGCCCGGGAUUACCUGAUCGAUGGGUCCAGAGGAAUCCUGUCUGGGACCUCUGAUCUCCUGCUCACCUUUGACGAAGCAGAGGUCCGAAAGAUCAUCCGAGUGUGUAAGGGCAUCUUGGAGUAUGAUUUAAAGGGGCGCAUGCAGGAAGUGAUGACACAGGAAGUGUCGGAUGUGUUCAGUGACACCACCACCCCGAUCAAGCUGCUGGCUGUGUCUGCCACUGCUCCCCCUGAUGCCCCCAACAGGGAGGAGGUGUUUGACGAGCGCGCGGGGAACUUUGAGGCUCACGCCGGGCGUCUGGGGGCCACGGCGGAGAAGGCGGCUGCCGUAGGAUCAGCCAAUAAGGGCACGGUGGAGGGCAUCCACGCCGCAGUGAAGCAUGCCAGGGAACUCACACCACAGGUGACCUCGGCUGCCCGUAUCUUGCUGAAGAACCCAGGGAACCAGGCAGCGUAUGAACACUUUGACACCAUGAAGAACCAGUGGAUCGACAAUGUGGAGAGACUCACAGGUCUGGUAGAUGAGGCUAUUGACACCAAGUCUUUGCUGGAUGCCUCUGAGGAGGCCAUCAAGAAGGACAUCGACAAAUGCCGUGUUGCCAUGGCCAACGUACAGCCCCAGAUGCUUGUUGCCGGGGCAACCAGCAUAGCCAGGCGAGCCAAUCGGGUGCUGCUGGUGGCAAAGAGGGAAGUGGAGAACUCUGAGGACCCGCGAUUCCGAGACACUGUCAAACACGCCUCCGACGUUCUCUCACACACCAUCUCACCCAUGGUGAUGGAUGCCAAGGCCGUGGCUGGGAACAUACAGGACCCAGCUCUUCAGAAGGCCUUCCUAGACUCCUGUCUGAGGAUCCUGGCAUCGGUGGGGAAGGUGAGAGAAGCCUUCCAGCCCCAGGAGCCUGAUUUCCCCCCUCCACCCCCAGACCUAGACCAGCUGCAUGUGAGUGAUGAGCAGGCACCCCCCAAGCCCCCCCUGCCCGAGGGAGAGGUGCCCCCCCCCCGCCCCCCGCCCCCAGAAGAGAGGGACGAGGAGUUCCCCGAGCAGAAGGCCGGGGAGAUGGUCAGCGAGCCCAUGAUGGUGGCUGCCAGGCAACUACAUGACGAGGCUCGCAAGUGGUCAAGCAAACCUGAGGAUGAGGAGGCAGUGGAAGAGAGGGAGGUAGAUGAUGAAGAUGAGUAUACUGACGGUGAGGAUGACUAUGAACCUGAGCUCCUGAUGAUGCCAUCCAACCAGCCUGUCAAUCAACCUAUUCUGGCAGCCGCCCAAUCUCUACAUCAGGAGGCCCGCAAGUGGUCCAGCAAGGGUAAUGACAUCAUCGGGGCAGCCAAGCGGAUGGCCCUGCUUAUGGCGGAGAUGUCUCGUCUGGUGCGUGGCGGCAGCGGUAACAAGCGGGCAUUGAUCCAGUGUGCCAAGGACAUUGCCAAAGCCUCCGAUGAGGUCACCCGACUGGCUAAAGAGGUGGCCAAGCAGUGUACUGACCGACGUAUCAGAACCAACCUACUACAGGUGUGUGAGCGUAUUCCCACCAUUAGCACUCAGCUGAAGAUCCUCUCCACUGUAAAAGCCACAAUGUUGGGACGAACCAACAUCAGCGAGGAGGAGUCAGAACAGGCUACAGAUAUGCUGGUCCACAAUGCUCAGAACCUGAUGCAGUCUGUGAAGGAGACAGUGAGAGAAGCAGAGGCAGCGUCCAUCAAGAUACGUACAGACUCAGGCUGCACCCUGCGCUGGGUGCGCAAGACCCCCUGGUACCAGUAAACACACACCUGCUCGCAGAGAUAACAGUACUGUGUACCAGAUACACACACAUGCAACCUUGAUGUUGACCACACACACUUCCUGGUAGCACACAGACACGUAACUUUAUGAACAUACAGUAUAGUACACACCCAGUACACUCAAAAUGCCCACACACAGAACAUUACAAAACAGGCAAAACCUGCAGGUGAACUCGACUCUGGUGUGUUUCGAACCCUAGGAACCAGAUUACUGCUAGAAGCCCCUCUUCUCUGGCUCGAGCACAGCUUUGCUUCACAAGAUAUCCCUUUAUCUGUAACUGUAACAUGUUAGGACAACCACAAAAGGUUUUUAAUAUAUAUUUUUUGGUAUGUUGUGUUACAAAAGGUUUAUCCAAAAUCCCAGGUAUAUUUUUAGCAUGAAAUGUUUUUUCUAUUUUCUUAAAAAAGCGAGUGAUCUAUGAACUGUCUCUCUGCCCCUCUCUUUAUGACAGUACAAGCUUUUGACGUUUACUUUAGAUUCUGUUUUACCAGUGGAGUUUUUCUUAUUGUCUAAAUGUACAUAUUUUGUUGUCUUAUUGCAAAUGACAUUCAGCUAAGGGUUGAACAGGCAUGAGUGCCCCUGGCUGAUGGGACACCAGCUCUCCCGCUUCAUGUUUACGUUGAGUGGCAACACUUUUUAACACAUUUAUUUGUGAGAUCUGUUUUUGUGUGAUAUUAUUUAUCCAAUAGGCUAACAUCAGGUGAUAUUUUAACGGGUGCUUCCCAAGUGUGCUUCAUGUUCUUUGACUGUAGUUUUAUUUCAAGUGUUACCAUGUUGAACUAUGCCAAAGGAUUUGUUUGACCGUAAAGCAUAUUUACUCUCAACUUUAAAAGCACAAACUAAAGGAAAGAAAAUUCACGUGUUUAUUUUUUGAGAAGUUGGGUCUAACAUCAUUUUAUAGUUUCAAAGAUGAUAGAAUAAGUACCAUGUUUCUGCAGUGUGAUACCUAAGCUAGUUAUUAGAUGAAGCCCUUUUUUCUGUAUGAUCUGAACAGUUGAACUGUUUUACUUUGAUACUUUAUCAUGAACGAUAGUCAAAGCCAUUCUUGACAGACAUGCACACAGCUGACCUAUUGUUGCUCUACCAUCCUGUCAGUUUAAGGCCUGGGUCAGGCACUAUUUGCAACAAUACCACAACAGUAAACUCUGAGGUAACUAACUCAAACACACCCUCAAAUCAUUUUAAUUAUGCCCCAAAAACUAAUAUUUUGUGCAUUUGACCCAGGUUCUGGCAGUUUAGUAGUACACAGUCACUUAGUGUUCUGAGGACUGGUGUGUGUGUUAGUAGGGGAGUGUUUUUUCACAAGACCCCGGUGGCUUGUCAAUAAUAAUAUGAAGAACGUUGUGUGAAACUGUUGACAUGAAUAAUGUCACAGUGCUAUGGUAUUUAGACCCGUAAGGUGGGGCUCUGCUGUGUUGGGGUGUUUAAGUGAAUGGAGCCACUGAGCAAAUGCCCUGUUGUUUAAUAAUAAUGACUAGUGAUGAACAUAGACCUUUGUAUGUAAGUGGUGAUUCAAUCCAAGACAAUUAUCAGAUGUUUUCAGGCAGCAAGGGGCUGAGGUUUGUGUACUGUAUUGUACUACAUUGUGUACUGUAACUCAUAUCUAGCUGAACCCAUCAGUAUUACCCCCAGCCCUGGUGAAUCCUAGAAACGAACAACAUCUAGCAUUUCAUGUAGAACUCAGGGGUGGUCUUAUACGUCUGAAAUACUUUGAUGUUAGAGGGAAUUAUUACUGAAGCAUCUGCUUAAGCCCAGCCUAAGGCCCUGUCAGCCUAGGCUGGACAGUUUUGUGGUGAAGCGGUUAUCUAUGGGUGACAUGGGGUGGGUCGAGUGUAUGUACGUGUGUGUGAGCCAUCUUCAUUUGAGAAACAAUGUAUGAUUGAACUGUAGUAUGAAGGCUGCCACUGUGUGCACAGCACCAAGUUAGCUGAACUAGUUAACGAGUCACCUAUAGUUGUCUGUCCCAUCACAGAUACUGAAUAGCAGCUUGAUCCUUUCCAGUACUUUCCUUCAGAAGAGUGUGUAGCACUCCGCUGACUGAAGGACUGGUUAAGGGUGCCUAUACAGUGUUUUCUGACUGACUGACUGACUUGAGUGUUAGGGUGUUUAUGUGUACACAUUGUUCCACACUCUGAAUGUAUGUCUGACUACUGCCCUGCCAACACAAUCUGCUGUGCCUUGGAAUAAUAAAGUACAAAGCUAGUAACUCACUUCAGACUCCUCCUUUACAAUUCACACUAUAAAAGGCAGCUGCGUUUUGGAAGUGCCUUUCUCAGACUGUCUGAUGUGUGCUGCAUGUAGGGUGGCAAGAAAUGCAGUAGGAACUAAGCAAAGAGUCAGAUGCACAGGGAUAUAUUCACAUUUCAAACACUAUAAUGUAAAGGCCUCAAAGCUGGAGUACAGAUUUUGACACAUACAGGUGCUCCAGAUUAGUUACUCUUCCCAGUGUGACCCUUGAAACACAGAUUGUAUUUGUGAAAGUCCUGUGUAGAUAUUCGAAGUGUGUGAACAAAUUUUGUGAUGCAGGUAAACGGGUCAUACGUGUGCGUUUUCCUGAGACGGCCUUCCCCCAUUGUCCUACACAAGCAGUAAUUAAAACUCGUAUUCCAACGACAAACCAGUUAACAAUCCGUCAUUUUAGGCACUUUCCAAGAUCAAAACACAUAGAUGGUUUGGAACACCAUUGAAACCCAUCGCUGUCCAAAUCCAUCCAUUGAGAUUUUUUCCCAUUAUUCCUUCAAGUUGGGGUGAAAAAGUCUUUGGCACAUACUGUACAACACAAGACAAGCAUAUUAUCUGCAAA
Messenger RNA from Hypomesus transpacificus, 5244 nucleotides. RefSeq names its product vinculin. NCBI's taxonomy places the organism in Eukaryota, Metazoa, Chordata, Actinopteri, Osmeriformes, Osmeridae. Gene Ontology annotation, molecular function: actin filament binding. The transcript is spliced from 14 exons. Gene Ontology annotation, biological process: cell adhesion. Bases 354 to 2420 code for a protein of 688 amino acids. The record is from RefSeq and is a predicted model, not a curated record.